CACACACCAAACCCAUAAAGAUGCUGGACUGAUCUGCUGAUAAAAUGUCUCUUAGAGCUUCCUUCAGCAUCCAGAGACUGUUUACAAGAUACCUUCAAUCUCAACUUGUGGUUCGGAAUGGAAGACAGACAUACUGCACUAACAGUAACAUAUUGACUCUCCAUCAUAGAGGUGUCUUCAAUGAUGUAUUCCCUCCUCAAAGUGAUGAAUUGCCCAAGCUUCUGACAUCCAGUCCUCAGAGUAUCUAUUGUGGUGUAGAUCCUACAGCUGAGAGCCUUCACAUUGGUAAUCUUCUAGCUCUCAUAGCACUUAUACACUAAAGAGCAGGACAUCAAUGUAUAGCAUUGAUUGGUGGAGCCACUGCUUUGAUUGGUGACCCCAGUGGCAAAUCAACAGAAAGGGAAUCAUUACAUCCAGACCUGGUAGAAAGGAACGCUGCUUCCAUUCACCAGUCUCUUCAGCGAAUCUUCACUAAUCAUGAGAGACUUUUCUGGAAACGCGAUAAGACACUGCCAGAUAUAAGAAUAAUGAAUAACCAGGAUUGGUAUAAAUCAGAGAACCUGGUGCAGUUCUUAGGGACGUACGGUCGAUUCUUUAGGAUGGGUUCUAUGCUGUCAAGACAGAGCGUCCAAACAAGAUUGAACAGCCCUGAGGGAAUGAGUUUCUCUGAGUUCACCUAUCAAAUAUUUCAGGCCUAUGACUUCUUGCACUUACAUGAGCAGUAUGGCUGUAACAUACAGAUAGGAGGAACUGAUCAAUUAGGUAAUAUCAUGUCUGGUCAUGAUCUCAUCAGAAGAACAGCUGGUAAUGAGGUUUAUGGUCUGACUAUCCCAUUAGUGACGAGUGCAACUGGAGACAAGCUUGGUAAAACAGCUGGUAAUGCAGUCUGGAUUAACAGAGAUAAAACCUCAGAGUUUGACCUUUAUCAGUAUUUCAUCAGGAUGCAUGAUAAUGAUGUGGAGAAGUCUCUGAAGCUCUUCACAUUCCUGCCUCUACAAGACAUCGAUGCAGUAGUCAGGAAACACAAGGCCAAGCCAGAGAAACGAAAGGCUCAGAGGUUGCUAGCUGAGCAAGUGCUCCUAUUAGUUCAUGGGGAGGAAGGAUUAGAGAAGGCCCGACGUUUGACUGAAGCCUUGUACAGCUCUGAUCCCGGUGCCUUAGAGAGAUUAAGCGUAGAGGAAGUGAGCCAGCUCUUCAGUGGAGGAGGCUUUGUAGAGAUAAUGCUAGAACCUGGUCUUACUGUCUAUCAGGUUGCUGUAGCUGCAGGAGCUCUACCAAAAGAUCGAGGAGUAGGAAUCAUAGAAGAUGGUGGUGUUUAUGUCAAUAAACAGAGAGUUACCAAUCCACAUGAAGUUCUGCAGAAAGGUCUUCAUAUUCUUAGUAAUAAUGUCACAUUACUCAGAAUAGGCAAGAAGAACUACACACUAAUCAAAUGGGUCUGAUGGCCAGGGUGUCUGAUAUCAAACUUCUCAGUAGUUCUGAAAGGUUAACAUCUCCCUAUAAGAGGCAGAGGUCAAAGGUCAUUCAUGUCAUCGGAUGACCACAGAAUCACUGUAACACAGAGCAAUUAUACUGUACAGUGUAAUGAAAAUAUCUUUCUUGAAUCAUUCAUGAUGGCCAUUUUUGUGGCAAGAAACUUUUCUGAUUUGCAAACUUUCAGUGCAGUGGAACCUAUAUAUUAUUGAAACAUGGGAAAUGACCUUAUUUUGAAACCUUGUUAUCUCAGUACUGAAAGCAAGAGAGAGUGAAGUGGGACCAGCAACAUUAGAUUGUUGAAAGUGUUCUUCAUAGAGAGGUUCAACAUUUUUGCAACCUAAAACUAUGUGAACCUACACCAAAAUGUCACUAAAAGUAAAUUGGUUUUACCAUAAUGACAUAUAUGGGAUACUAUGAGAUACUAAACUGUUAGUUUAGAUAGCUCUCAUAGCUACAACGUUGUGAUUGGUCCACAGCUCAUCAUGUGAUAAUGACUGCGAGGAUCGUAAUUAGCACAUUUCCAGUGAUUUCUUGACGUUAUAUUGACCCCCUGUUCAAAUGAGUAUGUUUUUCAUCAUACCUUAUCCAAGCGGCCCAGCACGCAUUGUUUGCAUUGUGUUAGACGCGGAAGGCUGAAAGGCAUGAGAUCACAACUAUCC
Messenger RNA from Strongylocentrotus purpuratus (purple sea urchin), 2135 nucleotides. Its product is annotated as tyrosine--tRNA ligase, mitochondrial-like. Gene Ontology annotation, biological process: tyrosyl-tRNA aminoacylation. Gene Ontology annotation, molecular function: ATP binding; RNA binding; tyrosine-tRNA ligase activity. Lineage: Eukaryota; Metazoa; Echinodermata; Echinoidea; Camarodonta; Strongylocentrotidae. Gene Ontology annotation, cellular component: cytosol; mitochondrion. The record is from RefSeq and is a predicted model, not a curated record.